AUCAAACACUGAUGUUUUAGAUCAUAUUUGCUUUGUGUUUUUUAGUAUUUUACCGCGAUCUGAUGACGUCAUGCCGCUGUUAGUGAAGUCUACGUGCUGAUUGGAUGCUGUAGAAUCCUCUUGUUAGGAAGCUUCUGUUUAUUAUUUUUGAAUAGUUUUUACAGUUUUAUAGAUUGAAGCAUGAUCAGUCAUGGUAAAUACCAUGCAGUUCCAAUAGCUGAUGUGUUUUUUUAUCAAGGUGCAGAAGAGGAAAUGACGAUACACUGCUUUUGUUCCAGAGCUUUUGUCAAUGAUCGAGAGCUGUAUAGAUCGGAUAACAGAUCUCUACAGAAUCAGACCUACGAGGAACCGCAAGUGUAUCAGGAGGAGGAUGAAGAUGAGGAAUCCAGCUGUUCUGAGGAAGCGGAGGACACGGUGCUGGAUGAAGAAACCUUGUUGAUGGUCAGUUUGGGGCUUCCUGUAGCGUUCUCCAGCUCCUCGCUGCAGAGCAGAGCGAGCAAAAAUGGCUACAGAGGGAAGAAGAGCAGCAAGGAACGAUGGGAGAACUCUGAUUAUGAUAAAAGCUCACAACCCGAGCUGGCGAUGGGUGAAGAGGAGGAGGAAGAGGAGGAGAAUGAGAAUGAGGAGUCAAAGGCUGCUGUGGAUGCGACUUGCAUUGAACCAGAGUCUCACACUGAUCAUGCCUGGCUACAGUACUGGAAUCUGCAUGGGGAAAACCUUCUGUGGACAAGCUGGGUGGAGAAACACCACGAGUUCUCAGUUGAGUCUCCUUCAGCUCCGUGGGCGAGUCCUGAAUGGCAGAAACGAUGGGAGGAGCAUGCUAGUCAGAUUUAUGGAUAUUACUGGGAGCAGUUUAGCUACUGGGCCUCACAAGGCUGGAUGACCGACGAGACGAUUAGUGCUGAUGCUGCUCGAGAUGAGGAAGCUCACGCAGAGGAACACCAUGAACAGCUGGAUGUGAUGGAACAGGGGGAAAAUGGACACAAGUCUUCUGCUUCCUGUGAUCAGGUGUCAGAAGAACUGGAGACCUUUCUGGAAGAAAACCCCUCUGGCAUUGCGGAGCUUGUUAGCAGUUUAACCUUGGACACAGAGACACGUGAGAAGGAUGAUCUUAACACUUUACACCUUAGUUAUGUUAAAGAGCCUCAUGACGGAGGAGACCGGAAAAGACCGUCUUCAUCGGGCAGCACCGGGACAGAGAAAAGCGACAAAAAGGCUAUUACUCAGCUUAAUAGACAUUGUCAACCAGCGAAUAGCGGCUCCAAGCAGGACGAUAGUGAUGAGGACGAGCCGCCUGAGAGAAAAGCAAAAAAUAAAAGAGGUCAUGAGCUAGACAUUGAAGAACUCGCCCAGAUGCCUCCUGACCAAGCCUGGGAGAGUCUGGGUCUCAAACGUGACCCUCAGAACAAGUUCAUGAGUGUUUUAAAGUUCCGGAGAAUUCAGGAGGGAACUCAAAGGAAGGUAAAGUGGAGAAAGAAAGCGACCUGCAAAAUCAACAAACACGUGUUCUUCACUGAGGACGGAGAGACGGCAGAACCCAAGAUCAACAAAACUCUCCAAAAAGUGCAGAAUUUCCUCCAGACGGUCCGAACCGAGAAUGACUCGGAGAAGCCGGUGGACAGGACAGGAGACAGACUCGGCGCUCCAGGUCCACUGGAACGUAAGGAGGAAAUGGUGGAGGAGUCUAGAGAGACUGAUCAUCUUGGUGAGCAUGGAGAAUGUGAAGAACGUUUAGUCAGCAAGCAGCAGGUCAUAACAGAGCUGGAAUCAGAAGCGCAAACAGAACCAGAGCAGGAACCAUGUGUUCCUACAGACUGUAAGGAACAGGAACAUGGAAGAGAACUUGUAUCUCUGGACAUCCCGGACUUUCUCAUUUCUGAUGCUCCAGAGGAGAAAAACGGAGCUGAGAGGGAGAAGAUGUCUUCAAAGAAGAAGAAAAAGAAGGCUGCUAGAAGGAGGAAGAGGAGGGAUGUAGGCGUGGACGUGGACAUGCCCCCCGAGAUCGCAGCCGAGCCGGAGUUGGCCAAGUACUGGGCUCAGCGUUAUCGGCUGUUCUCUCGUUUCGAUGAGGGUGUUAAACUGGAUCACGAGGGCUGGUUUUCUGUCACGCCUGAGAAGAUAGCCGAGCACAUUGCUCAGAGGGUGCAGGUUGCGUCACAGACGCUGGUCAUCGUCGAUGCCUUCUGUGGUGUGGGAGGAAAUGCCAUCCAGUUCGCCCUCACUGGAAACACGGUGAUCGCCGUCGAUAUCGACCCGGUCCGACUAGCACUCGCACAGCACAAUGCUGCAGUGUAUGGAGUCAGCGAAAGGAUCGACUUCAUCCAGGCAGAUUUCCUGCAGGUGGCACCACGGCUCCGGGCCGACGUAGUCUUCCUUAGCCCUCCGUGGGGGGGACCAGAGUACCUCAGUGCUGACGUCUUCAACAUCAAGACCAUGAUGAGCCCCGAUGGAUUUGAAAUUUUCAGGUUGGCCAGAAAGAUUUCGGAAAACGUCGUAUAUUUUCUGCCACGCAACACUGACAUGGAGCAGAUCGCAUCUCUUGCUGGCCCUGGUGGGAAAGUGGAAGUGGAGCAGAACUUCCUAAAUAACAAACUGAAAACCAUAACUGCAUAUUUUGGCAGUUUAAUCAAUUCAGAUUCGUAGUUAAUUCCACUGACAGAUUCAGCUUUUAUUAACACCCUGUCUAUAUAUAUAUAUAUAUAUAAAUUCGACUUUAUUUAUUAUUUAGUUUUAUUGUCUGAUCACUGUUUUAAGAUGAAUCAUUUAUCUUACAGGAGAUUUUCCCAUGUCUCUGUACAUCUGUAUGUUUUUCUAUUAAAGGUCAUCAUGUGAAGUUGC
Messenger RNA from Tachysurus vachellii, 2838 nucleotides. It is a transcript of the gene tgs1, whose product is annotated as trimethylguanosine synthase 1. Gene Ontology annotation, biological process: 7-methylguanosine RNA capping; 7-methylguanosine cap hypermethylation. The record is from RefSeq and is a predicted model, not a curated record. Bases 181 to 2643 code for a protein of 820 amino acids. Lineage: Eukaryota; Metazoa; Chordata; Actinopteri; Siluriformes; Bagridae. Gene Ontology annotation, molecular function: RNA cap trimethylguanosine synthase activity. The transcript is spliced from 14 exons. Gene Ontology annotation, cellular component: nucleus.